CAGACAGCCGUGGAUGGCCCGAGUCCUGGAUUCACAGCUUUAAAAGCAGGAGCCCCAUUUGGAGUUUGGGAUAAUUCUUCCUGUGGCCCGGGAGGAGAGCCGAGAGGAAUAUAUCAGAGUUUCUGUGGGAGUUUUGGCUGGCUGGGGACUGAGGAGAGGGAGGUGAGCUGCAGUUCCGGGGGUCCAGAUGGCAGGCGUGAGGGGCCCGGCCUGCACUGGAGUCUGGCUCUAGAGUCCAACGGGGCUCCCGCUUCAACUGGACACAUUCCACAGGACGUGUGCCCAUGAGGUCGUCACCACUGGUCCUGCUCCUCCUGAUCGGCGUCCAGGCUGUACUGAACAUGGGAGGUGGAUUGGCCCGGAGCGCCGGGACCGCCAGCCACAAAGUCGGACAGCAUACAGCAGCCAAUCACAGAGCAGGACAGCAGCAGCCGGCGGCCAGGGACCACUUCUCUGAAGAGCACUCUUCACAGCACCAUCACAGGACCAACCACCACCGGAGCAAGAAGCCCCACCGGGCCGCCUCACACACACACGGCAGGAGCCCCGCCGUGGGCCGCUCCGCGGCGGACUCUGCCCCCGACCCCUCCGUCCCGGUGGUGUACCCCAAGCUCUUCUCCAAGAGGCGCUACCGCUCCUCGCCCCGGGUGGUCUUCAGCGAGGUGCCCCCGUCCCACGACGCCCUGGAGGACGAGGGCUAUGACACUGAGGGGGCGAGGGGGGUGAGGGUGAGGCGCCGGGCGGGCUCGCACACCAUGCACCGGGGGGAGUACUCGGUGUGCGACAGCAUAAACACCUGGGUGGGCAACCUGACCCGCGCCACAGACAUAGCUGGAAACGAGGUGACGGUGCUGCCCAACGUCACCAUCAACAACGUGGUGAAGAAACAGUUCUUCUACGAGACCACCUGCCGGUCCCCCACGCACAGGGGCCCCCCGGCGGCCGGCGCCGGGAAGCGCGGCGGGAAGCAGGGUUCCAAGGCGGGCAGCUCGGGCUGUCUCGGCAUCGACAGCCGCCACUGGAACUCCUACUGCACCAACACACACAUAUUUGUCAGCGCCCUGACCACCUUCAAGGAACGGACAGCCUGGCGCUUCAUCCGAAUCAACGCCGCGUGCGUGUGUGUCCUCAGCCGGAAGUCCUGGGCGGGAAGACUGGGGCACUGACUGAGGAGGAACACUCCUGACCACUGAACUAUGAACCGAGCGCGCACACACACACACACACACACACACACACACACACACACACACACACACACACACACACACCAGCCACUGCAGCUUGAUUGCCAAUACUGUAAUCCUUUCUCCCUCCACUCAACAUAUUCCCACACACUGACCACAGUAUUCACUCAACACACAGUCGGACACAAACACACACACACACACACACACACACACACACACACACACACACACACACACACAUACACACAGACACACACCAGCUUCACCUGUCCGACCCCUCGGCCCCUGACCCUACCUCAGUCAGAGAAGUCCUGGUUGUUUUAAGUUAUGAGGACUGCAUGUAAUAUUUAUGGUUUAUACAGUCAAAUAUGAAAAUAUAUACAGUAUGUGUAUAUAUACAAAAUGAAUUCAAGCUUUUAAUGUUGAUGUUGUUGUGUUGUUCAUGCUGUUAUUUAUUAAACACCUCAGU
Messenger RNA from Salarias fasciatus (jewelled blenny), 1659 nucleotides. It is a transcript of the gene ngfa, whose product is annotated as nerve growth factor a (beta polypeptide). The record is from RefSeq and is a predicted model, not a curated record. Gene Ontology annotation, molecular function: nerve growth factor receptor binding; growth factor activity. The transcript is spliced from 3 exons. Bases 285 to 1166 code for a protein of 293 amino acids. Gene Ontology annotation, cellular component: axon; dendrite; synaptic vesicle. Gene Ontology annotation, biological process: cell surface receptor protein tyrosine kinase signaling pathway; modulation of chemical synaptic transmission; neuron projection morphogenesis. NCBI's taxonomy places the organism in Eukaryota, Metazoa, Chordata, Actinopteri, Blenniiformes, Blenniidae.